This is a messenger RNA of Trichoderma asperellum CBS 433.97, 6343 nucleotides long. RefSeq lists its product as uncharacterized. Lineage: Eukaryota; Fungi; Ascomycota; Sordariomycetes; Hypocreales; Hypocreaceae. Gene Ontology annotation, cellular component: cell periphery; myosin complex; cell septum. Gene Ontology annotation, molecular function: cytoskeletal motor activity; ATP binding; chitin synthase activity. The record is from RefSeq and is a predicted model, not a curated record.
GGCCAAUGGCUUGGAUACAACAUCCUCCUGGCGAAGUCAAUUAGGCGUGACCUUGAGAAACCUCCAUGUUGGCGUUUCAAACUUUUCGGUAUACUUUCUUUUGACGUCCCUCUUUCAUCACCUCUCUCGUUUCAUCGUCGUCGGUUUUGCCUCAUAUUAUCUGGCCAAAAGUUGAGCCGCUUACACUUCUUUUAUACGUCAACUACGUGCUGUUCUAAACCACAACUCAUUUAAAAACCAUAAUUGCCCCGCGAUAUACGCCGAGGGCUAUUUUUUGAUUUAUCGCUCGCAGCCAGUCAUCGGUGCUGGUGUUGGCGAAGCUCUUUUAGAGCCAAGGGCGCGAUCUAGUGGGAGGUGAUUGCCCACUGGGUUUUUAUCUGAGGUCCCUCGGCCAUGAGCUUGCCUCUGAGCGCGGCCGGCAAUGGAGGAGCACACACGCAGCAUUCUCUACCGGCAUUGCCGGCCCAUCUCCAGUCCGACACCCAGAUAACCGCCCAUCUCGCAAGCCGGUUCCAUGUCAACCUCCCGACGACCAAUUUGUCUUCCUAUGGCGUUGUAGCCUUGAACACGUACACGUCGUCCACAAAGGGACCAGAUGGCGGCAGGGAGGGGAGCGCCAUGGCGGCGGCGGAAGAUGUAGCUGACCGUGCAUGGCUAAGACUGGGGAACCGGUCUGAAAACCAAGCCAUUGUGUUUCUGGGAGAAUCUGGCUCUGGAAAGUCUACGAAUCGAAACCAUACCGUUACGGCACUUCUGAAGAAAUCGUCCACGCCGUUAUCCACAAAAACGUCCCACGCAGUGUAUAUUUUCGACAGCCUUACCACGACAAAAACCGCCACGACUCCCAAUGCAUCGCGAGCCGGUCUCUUCCUCGAGUUACAGUAUGACACGUCUGCAUCUACAAACCCGACUCUUAUUGGUGGAAAGCUGCUGGACCAUCGACUGGAGAGGAGCAGAAUCACUGAUGUUCCUACUGGCGAGCGCAAUUACCAUGCACUGUACUAUCUUGUGGCUGGUACGAGCGAUGCUGAAAAGUCCCAUCUCGGAUUUGACAAUGAAAAUGGCAGCAAACGGUGGAAGUUUCUUGGGCACCCCACCCAGCUCAAGGUGGGGAUCAACGACGCUGAUGGCUUUCAGCUCUUCAAGACCGCCAUGAGGAAGUUGGAAUUCACUAAGAAUGACAUUGCCGAGACUUGCCAGCUUCUUGCUACUGUUCUCCACAUUGGCCAGCUAGAAUUCGAGACUACCAAUAAUACGAGUGUCACUGGGGAUGAUAGCGGUGGCUUCUCUCACGAGGGAAGCAAUGCUGUUACCGCUGUCAAGAACAAGGAGGUGCUUGUCAUCAUCGCUGCCUUCCUCGGUGUCAGCGCUGCUGAUCUACAGACCACUCUGGGGUAUAAGACUAAAGUGAUUCACAAGGAGCGAGUUACUGUUAUGCUUGACCCCAAUGGUGCUCGCGCUCACGCAAAUGAGCUUGCUAGGACUCUCUAUGCACUUUUGGUUGCCUGGAUCGUCGAGAGUAUGAACCAGCGCCUCUGUGCCCCUGAAGAGAGCAUCGCCAACACCGUCUCCAUCGUCGAUUUCCCUGGUUUCGCCCAGCAGGCAGCAACAGGUUCCGCGCUUGAUCAGCUUCUUACCAAUGCGGCUACCGAGGCCAUUUACAACAUGACCCUCCACAACUUCUUCGACCGCAAAGCAGAAAUGUUUGAAACUGAAGAAGUCACGGUAUCUGCCACUAGCUACUUUGACAAUACCGAUGCCGUCAAGGGUCUGUUGAAGCCUGGGAAUGGCCUUCUGAGCAUUCUUGAUGACCAGACGCGGCGCAACAGAACCGACAUGCAGCUUUUGGAAAGCCUCCGCAAGCGCUUCGAGGGGAAAAACCCUGCCAUCGAAGUUGGUUCCGCAACCGCUAAGCUACCGGGCAGCAACUUCCACACCGAGAAUUUGACCGCAAGCUUCACCGUCAAGCAUUUUGCCGGUGAGGUUGAGUACCCCGUCAGGGGCUUGAUCGAAGAAAAUGGCGAGAUCAUCUCCGCUGACCUCAUGAACAUGAUGAAUGGCACAAAAUCCGACUUUGUUGCCAAGCUUUUUGGCCAGGAGGCUUUGCAAACCGUCACCCAUCCGCAGGAGCGCACAACUGUGGUACAGGCCACCAUUAGCUCGAAACCGAUGCGAGCGCCUAGUGUCAUGGUCCGGAAGGGCGCUCGUCCUAGGCUCAAUGCUGCAGGCCGGCGCCAGACGCAAGAUAACUUCGAUCAGAUGUCACAGGACAGCGAUUCGCGGGAACCCAAGCGCGGAGCGCCCAAGGGAGGAUCAGAACAAGGUGCAUCUGGCCAGUUUCUGUCGUCUCUUGAGAAUGUGCAAAAGGCUGUCACAGACCCCGGUACCAAUGCUUACUUCUUCUUCUGUCUCAAACCCAAUGACCGACGAAUCGCCAACCAGUUCGACAGCAAGUGUGUACGGACGCAAGUCCAGACAUUUGGUAUUGCCGAAAUCAGCCAGCGGCUGCGCUCUGCUGAUUUUAGCUUGUUCGUGCCUUUUGGCGAGUUUUUGGGUAUGGCAAAUAGUGAAGCCCUCCUGGUGGGUAGCGAGCGCGAACGAGCUGAAGCGGCCAUUGACGAAAGACAAUGGCCUCGCAAUGAAGUCUCGGUUGGCGCCACAGGUGUGUUUUUGAGCGAGCGUUGCUGGCUGGAGGUUGCCCAACUGUCUUUUCCCAGCGGAGCAUCAGGUCGUGGUGCCAUGUCCGCAUUUGACAGCGAAGGAGGCGAUGGUCUCACCCCCGGCGACCAUCAUGCCUUUGGCGCCUCCAAAGAGCGGCUCUUGUCUGCUGGCCAAACGCCUCUCGGCUAUGGCGAGAAAGGCCGGAGCGGAUACUUCGCUGACGAUGCCCGUUCUGAGGCGGGCGCCUCAGCAUUUGGUACUGGAGAUAUGUUCAAGAAUCAUGACACUCGCGCGCAGAUGGCUGAGAGAGGCAACGAGAAAUCUAUGGUCGAGGUUGAAGAGUACAAGGAUAGCCCCAGCCGUAAGCGUUGGCUAUUCGUCGUAUACGCCCUCACUUGGUUCAUCCCUGAUUUCCUCAUUAGGCUGAUAGGCCGGAUGCCUCGAAAAGAUAUACGUAUCGCCUGGCGGGAAAAGUUUGCCAUUAACUUGUUGAUUUGGUUCUCUUGUCUUGUCGCCGUCUUCUUUACUGCCAUCUUCCCCAUUCUCAUCUGCCCAACUCAGCAUGUAUACAGUGCCGCAGAACUUUCUGCAUACAAUGGGAAGGCUCAUAGCAACGGCGCGUAUACUGCCAUUCGUGGCAUUGUCAUUGAUUUAGGCGCAUUUAUUCCAUCUCACUAUCCCCAAUCGUUGAUAAAGCAGCAGACUCUUGAGAGUUACGCUGGCAUGGACAUUACUUCUCUAUUCCCCGUCCAAGUCAGUGCACUCUGCGAUGCCGUUGGUGGCCCGGUCGAUAAGGCGGUGACUCUUGAUUAUAAAACGACAAACUUCACCGGAUCGCCUGCUCUUAUUAGCAACACUGACGCAAACGCCAAGUUCCAUGAUUUCCGUUACUUCACCAAUGUUAGCCAGCCUGACUGGUUCUAUGAGCAAAUGUAUUACCUCAAAUCCAACUUUAAGAAGGGUAACAUUGGUUAUACCGCUAAAUACGUGUCGACACUGGGCAAGAAAUCGCAGAACAUUGUAAUCUUGGACAGUAAAGUCUAUGACAUGACUACUUAUCUCACUGGAGGCCGCCACCUACGAGCUCCGCCGGGUGAGAAACCCCCAACAAACCAGUCUCUUACUGAUUUUAUGGACUCGUCAGUCACGGCCCUUUUUCAGUACAACCCUGGUCAAGAUAUCACGCAACACUGGAAUGCUCUCAAGCUCGACGCCACCGGUAAGGCUCGGAUGAAGCGUUGUUUGGACAAUUUGUUUUAUGUCGGCGAUGUCGACACCAGAAACUCUGUUAAAUGUCAAUUUGCCGAAUAUCUGGUUCUCGCCAUUUCAAUCAUGCUUGCCUCUGUCAUUGGAUUCAAAUUCUUCGCAGCUUUACAAUUCGGUGGCAAAAACUUGCCUGAAGGUCUCGACAAAUUCAUCAUGUGCCAGAUCCCCGCGUAUACGGAAGACGAAGAAUCCCUACGCCGUGCCAUUGACUCUGCUGCUAGGAUGCGAUAUGAUGAUAAACGUAAAUUGCUGGUUAUUAUUUGUGAUGGUAUGAUUAUCGGUCAGGGCAACGACAGACCAACUCCCAGGAUUGUCCUCGAUAUUCUUGGCGUGUCUGAAUCUGUCGACCCCGAGCCUCUAAGCUUCGAGUCGCUAGGCGAAGGUCUGAAACAGCACAACAUGGGCAAAGUAUACUCCGGUCUCUAUGAAGUGCAAGGCCACAUCGUACCAUUCUUGGUCAUUGUGAAGAUCGGCAAGCCCUCCGAGGUUUCGCGUCCUGGCAACCGUGGCAAGAGAGACUCUCAGAUGGUGUUGAUGCGCUUCCUGAACAGAGUCCAUUACAACCUUCCCAUGAGCCCUAUGGAGCUGGAGAUGUAUCACCAAAUUCGCAAUAUCAUUGGCGUCAACCCAGCAUUUUACGAGUUCAUGUUCCAAAUCGAUGCCGAUACCGUUGUCGCCCCAGACUCCGCCACCCGUAUGGUUGCCGCUCUCAUCAACGACACGAGCACCAUUGCUGUGUGCGGCGAGACGGCCCUGACUAAUGCUAAGGGGUCGUUCAUCACCAUGAUCCAGGUUUACGAGUACUACAUUUCCCACAACCUUGCCAAGGCCUUUGAGAGUUUAUUCGGCUCUGUCACUUGUUUGCCUGGUUGUUUCUCAAUGUACCGUAUUCGUGCUGCUGAGACGAAUAAACCACUCUUUGUCAGCCGUGAAGUUGUUGAGGCUUACUCUACCAUUCGAGUCGAUACGCUGCACAUGAAGAACUUGCUGCACCUGGGUGAAGAUCGUUUCUUGACCACUUUGCUGCUCAAGUUCCACUCAAAGUACAAGACCAAGUAUAUCUUCACUGCUCACGCCUGGACCAUCGCUCCUGACUCUUGGGCUGUUUUCCUUUCUCAGCGACGUCGAUGGAUCAAUUCCACCGUGCACAAUCUGAUUGAGCUUAUGCCUAUGCAACAACUUUGUGGUUUCUGCUGUUUCAGUAUGCGCUUUGUCGUCUUUAUUGAUUUGCUCAGUACCAUUGUUGCGCCAGUGACUGUAGCUUAUAUCGUUUACUUGAUUGUUCGGAUUGUUCAGCAUCCAAGCACGGUGCCCAUCACCGCCUUUAUUCUUUUGGGUGCCAUUUACGGUUUACAGGCUAUCAUCUUCAUUCUGCGUCGCAAGUGGGAAAUGGUUGGCUGGAUGAUUAUUUACAUCCUUGCAAUUCCCGUUUUCAGUCUUGGUCUGCCCCUGUAUGCCUUCUGGCACAUGGAUGACUUCGCCUGGGGUAACACGCGUGUCGUUGCUGGUGAAGACGGUAAGAAGGUGGUUAUUUCGGAUGAAGGCAAGUUUGAUCCUGCAUCUAUUCCCAAAAAGAAGUGGGAAGAGUACCAAGCCGAGCUUUGGGAGACUCAGACUUCGCGUGAUGAUACGCACUCGGAAAUUUCCGGCUUCAGCUAUGGCACCAAAGCUCACGGUGGUGCCAUGUCUGAAUAUGCUUAUCCCAGUCGGCCUGCCUCCACAACGGGCUUCAUGCAGACUGCCCCUCACAUGCAGCCAUAUGAAGCCCGCAACAUGUCCCGCAUGUCUAUGGCUCCUUCAGAGAUGAACCGAAUGAGCCAAUAUGGCGGUUCCCAGUUCUUCUCUCCAGAGGAUAUGGUCGGGCUGCCCAGUGACGAUGCUAUCUUGGGCGAGAUCCGAGAUAUCCUGAAGACUGCGGAUCUGAUGACAGUGACCAAGAAGGGUGUGAAGCAAGAGCUGGAACGCCGUUUUGAUGUUCCUCUUGAUGCUAAGAGAGCCUAUAUUAAUAGUGCUACCGAGGCUCUUCUUUCUGGCCAACUUUAAGGUACUCUCUUAUGUGCCAAGUCGCCAUGCAUUAUACGCCACUUUAAUUUGACGAUUUACUCGGACCCCAGUGGGGACCCACUGUUUUUCUUGGAUAUUUGAUAGAGUUUUUUGCUAUAUGUUUGGUUUCUGGUGUAUCUCACGAACUCUUUUGGAUUUAUUUUGGCAAUGUUCUGCGGAUCCAGGCUAUUCAUAAUGGCCUUCCUCAUUUUGGCAUAUUUACUCAUCUACGCAUCUUUACAUCUAUUAAUAUUUCUUCACGGAUUCAAACAAAAAAUCGAGAAAAAAAAAGAAAGGAAGGAAGGAUAAAAAGGAAACAAUAGCAAGCGACUACCAUACAGCGUCAAGAGUGUUGCAAGCGUUGCAUUCAGUG